This is a messenger RNA of Strigops habroptila (Kakapo), 3698 nucleotides long. It is a transcript of the gene CLDND1, whose product is annotated as claudin domain containing 1. The transcript has 5 exons. Lineage: Eukaryota; Metazoa; Chordata; Aves; Psittaciformes; Psittacidae. The record is from RefSeq and is a predicted model, not a curated record. The coding region runs from base 710 to 1465 and encodes 251 amino acids. Gene Ontology annotation, cellular component: membrane.
GGGCGGUGGGUACGGCGCCGGGCCGGGUGGUUGCGGAGGGCGGGAGCGGGCAGAGGUGUCGGGGAUGAGGCUCUCUCCGUAGGUUGGCUGUCUGCCCGCCGGGUGGCUGCUCCCGCUCGCAGGGCUGUCGGCUCGGAGGCCGGGCGCCCGGCAGCGCGGUCGCGCUCCGUGGAGGCGGCGCGGGCGGCCUGCCCCGUGCCGCGGCCCGGCGGCGGGGUCCAAAGCGUGUCGGCACCGCUGGCGCGGCUGCGGCCCGUGCCGGAGCGCGGCCCCGGGAACCGGCCGGUGCGGGGCUCCGCGUUGGCGCGGGGCGAGAGCCCUUUGUGCGGCCCCUUCCCCCGCGGCUGCCGGCCCGCCCGGGCGCUGGGCUGGUGUCCGUGGAGCAGAGCGCUGUUGGCCCGAGGGCUUUUGAGUAAUCGCUUCUCCCUUUUUAAUGUUUUUGCUUAAUGAGAUUUUUGUGAAAUAAUUUCCAAGUGGAAUUGUGGUCUCAGGCUGUUCGGUUUGCUUUCUACUCCUAGAUCAUGUUUUGUGGACUGGCGGUGUUGAAGAAGCUGAAUGAAUGGAACAGCUAGAGCAGUCAGGAAGUUUGCGUUUCAUGCUCUCCGCUUGCCACAUGUCACAAAUAACACUGUGCCUCUGAAGUAACCUGGAAUCAUUGGAGCUGUGUGACCUGAGGGACCCUGAGGACCUCUGAAGCAGCAAGGGCGCAAUGAUGGACAACCGUUUUGCUACAGCGCUGGUAAUUGCUUGUGUUCUCAGCCUCAUCUCCACCAUCUAUAUGGCAGCUUCCAUUGGCACUGACUUUUGGUACGAAUACCACACCCUUUCCCCAGCGGAGAAUGUCAGUGAAGCUGGUAGGAGCAUCUGGGACGAGUUUGUCAGUGAAGAGGCAGAUGAGAAGACCUACACAGACGCACUCGUCCGGUGCAACGGCACGGUUGGGUUGUGGCGGAGGUGUAUCACUGUACCCAAAAACUCUCACUGGUACAGCCCACCAGAAACGGAUAUGAUUACAAACUGCAUCAGUUUUUCCCUCUCUGAUCAGUUUAUGGAAAAGUACAUAGAGCCUGGAAAUCACAACAGUGGCACGGAUGUGAAUCGGACUUAUCUGUGGCGACUGCAGUUUCUUCUGCCCUUUGUCAGCCUUGGCCUCAUGUGCUUUGGGGCUCUGAUUGGGCUCUGUGCUUGUGCCUGUCGCAGCCUUUACCCAGCCAUUGCCACUGGAGUCCUCCAUUUCCUAGCAGGGCUCUGUACGCUGGGCCUCGUUGGCUGCUAUGUAGCUGGGAUUAAGCUGCUCCAUAAGAAGCUGCCCCUGCCUGAUGAUGUGAGGGGUGAAUUCGGCUGGUCCUUCUGCCUUGCCUGUGUCUCGGCGCCUUUGCAGUUUAUGGCAGCUGCUCUUUUCAUCUGGGCAGCUCGUACCAACAGAAAGGAAUUCACUCUUCUGAAAGCGUACCGUGUAGCAUAAGCGCUGCUGCUGAAGUACUAGGUUUCCAUGUGAUAGCCUCUUCUCUCCCUGACCCUUACUGCUUUUUUCUUUCAGUCAGGAUUUUACCUUGUGCUCUGUGUGCUUCUUGCCAGUUGAGACAAUUUAGCCUGCAGGCCCUGAAGACAAAGACCUCUGGGUUAAAUGACCAAACUCUGCCAGAAGUCUGCAGAACUUGAACAAGUUUUUUAGUUGUUGGGGUUUGUUUUGGUUUUUUAAGAAUCACUGUUAUUUUUUUAAGCUCCAGUUGGUUGCUGGCUAUUCCCUUGGUUAGAGGUACAUGCCCCUUCCUAAUUUUAUUACCCUGUCAGCCUGGAGGAAAUAGGAGUGGUGGUGUGGGGUGGAAGAGACAUAGGAAAAUAAAAGAUGCAGGCAUAGGAGGAAUGGGAACCUCAGUGCACAAAUAAUGAAUAAUCAGGAGCUGUCUGCUGUGUAACCCAAGCAGGCAUGACCUACAGAGAGCACUCAAGAGACAUGGGGGAACUCAGACACCUCUGUUGUGGAAAUACUGUAGCUGAAUCAGUUCUGUAGCCUAGCUUUGGGUCUCUUAUUCCCACUAGUUAGUUACUUCCUAUGGCUCCUGCCAGAACAAAUGCAGAUAGAGCAGGCAGCUGUGAGACCCUGCGCAGCACAGCACACCAUCCUGAACGCAGGCUCUGCUCGCUUGUGCCAGGGAGUGGGAUAAGUUGGCCCAUGUGGAGCUUUGUGCUGCUCUAGCUACACUGCUUCCAGGACCCAGGCUAGUUUGGUAUCUGCACUACCUGUGGUUGUAUGCUCUAAUCUUGUGGUGCUUUUGCUUGCUGUGAAAUAAGGUUUUCCUCUCUCUUGUUGUGUUGAAAAUGACCCCUCAUGAGUUUUUUGGUUUUAAUUUGGUUUAGUGUAUGUGUGUAUAUGUACAUAUAUAAACUUAACUUUUUUUAAAGCUCACCUGUUUAUCCUAUAUAGCACACAACAGGUUUUUUUAAAAGGUGCUGCUCUUUUCCCAUCUUGCCCCAAACAUAUUGUUUAAAUGAAAUAAUAAUAAUUAAAAAACACUCAAAAGUUUUCAGCAUUUCAUGAAUCCGACGGGAGGGUGAGGGAAUGGUCUGGAGUGAAUUUUACUUGCAGAAAGAAAAGCCAAUGUCUAGAUUGUUCUCUGUUUUCAGGGAAAUGACACCAGAAACAAAGAGGUUAAAUUUUUAUUCUUUUUAAUGAAAUUCUUGGGCUCCUGCUAACUGUAAAUUUUCUCCUCAUCACUGGGGAGUGCAACAUCCCAUAAUUUCUAAUUAGCUCACAACUUCUGCACAUAUUUCUUCUAAAUCACUGCAACUCUAGCCAGACUGGGUGGCAUGUCUUACCUAGAAGACAAUGUUCCAAGACUAAACUGCUUAAUUCUGAGGCCUUAACACCCCUCAUUUCCUUACUGCCUCCUUAAUAUAAGAAGUAUGUCUUAGAAGAAAUAAAUCCUGGCAAAGUGAAUAUGUCUGUGAUGGCAAGGGUUCUGUGAGAUGCUCUUGAUGAGAAUGACAGAAAUAGGCAUUUUUAUCUCACAGCUGGGGUUUUUAUUAUGUUGUUUCGUGCUCCUCCCUCUUUUUUCCCCCACUACGUGUUUCUACCCAGGCUGUGUUUGCUGGGUCAGCAAAUACCAGAUCAGGGGUAUCUGCUAGUAUCAUUAUUUUUUUAUCAUGUGUGUGAUAGAGAUCAGCCUACUUCUCCUUCUAUUAUCAUCACUGGAAUCUUUAUGAAAUGAAACAAGGGUGAUGAUGAAAACCAGGUUCACUGAAAAAGCUGCAGUGGGUCAUUCUCUUUCUCCUGCUGUUGAGUCCUUUUUUACCAUUCCUCCUAAACCAGCUUUCCCUGUGUACAGCAGGCCAGUUCUAACCUGGUGAGAGGAGUGUGGUAUUUUUGUGCAGUGUCUGAGAGUAAAUGAGAAUCUGUGCUGCUGCUAUGUACUGAGAGGGUGCUUUUUCAGAGUCAUUCAUUAUCUCUGACUUAGGUAGAUAAGGCCUAACUGCUCAUCUUGUCUUGUUCCUCAUUUGUCACAAAUACUAGGGUAUGCAAGCCUUAGGUCAGGUCAAAAGGACUGGAAGUUGCUACUCUGCAUUUGAAGAGUAAACACGGCUGCUUGUUUUAUCUACUACAGUUUGGUGGUUUGUUUGGUUUUGUUUCUUUUUUUCAGGAGCUGGCAAAAUAAUGUAGUAUGUGAUUUUAAUCUGAGCGGUGGGACUCCUGUGCA